This is a messenger RNA of Maniola jurtina (meadow brown), 3720 nucleotides long. RefSeq names its product SH2 domain-containing protein 4B-like. The transcript is spliced from 10 exons. The record is from RefSeq and is a predicted model, not a curated record. Gene Ontology annotation, cellular component: cytoplasm. Bases 237 to 1556 code for a protein of 439 amino acids. Lineage: Eukaryota; Metazoa; Arthropoda; Insecta; Lepidoptera; Nymphalidae.
ACAGCUCUAGUCAGUUGAUGGAGAGCGCGCGGCCGCGUAUAACGCGUUGUGCGCGCUUGUAUACUUUAUUUUCCGAACUCACGCAAAUAUUUUUUCUUUUAUCUCAAAAAAAAAAGAAAAUAGGUUUACCGUUUACGAACUGGCAAAACGUGUGGAAGUGUUGUGAUUCUUGUGGGUCUUUGUGAAUUUGGAACCUUUUUUUUCAUCUCAUCUCGAGCCAAAGUAACGGCACCACGAUGCUGCAACAGAUCCUGCGAGACAUGUGGGUGGACCCGGAGAUCCUCGCCGAGCUCGACGAGACCCAGAAACAGACGCUCUUCUGCAAGAUGCGAGAAGAACAGGUGCGUCGAUGGCAAGCGUGGGAUCAGAAGGUCAGCAAAGAGGAGACUGACCGGCCAAAGUUUCACUCCAACGCCAAGAAGCAAGUGCAGUUCCUGAAGGGGGAAGAUGGCGAACCAUGGGUAUGGGUGAUGGGUGAGCACCCAGAGGACCAAUCAAUCGAGACCAUACUCACAGAGGAAGCUCGUCAACGCGCGCUUGCGCAGGCUCGUGAGGAGGCGCACCAGCUGCGCAAAUCAGUCGAGAAGGAGCUCACCCAUCUGAUUGACUACAAACCUAUGGAUAGCUUAGAACAGAAGUUCGACCUAUCACCAAAAACUGUGGAUUCCCUGGACCUGGAAGACACUCUGGAUCUCUACUGCACCGUGGAUGAACUCCGGCAAAGGAUCGCGGCUUUGGAACCAGAAGUGAAGGAGAAAAGUGACAGUGAGGCGGACAAAGAGUACAAAGACUACUGCGAUGAUAACCUCAAACUGAACCUUAAGAAGAAUACGCUGCAGUUCAAUUUUAUUGAAGGCAAAAGAGACGUUAUUCAGGAUUCAGGUCUGCCCCGCAACGGUGACGGAGUGAGUUUGCGCGUAGCGGCGUGGGAGCGACGCGUGGCGGCGGCGAGGGCGGGCGACAUCUUACGAGGUCUGAGAGCGAGACGCGCGAGAACCUUGAGAGAUGCGCAGCUGCAAGCUCAGGAUGAGGAUGCUGUGUGGAGAGAACAAGAGCGCAAAGCUAAAGAAGCAGAGGCGGCGAUGCGAGAGAUUGCACGCGCGGCUCGAGAGGCGCACCGGCGCAGCGUGGACUUCACGCCGCCUUGUCACGUCCCAGCCGGUAAACCGCCAAACAGAGAGGCAGUGCUCGAGUGGUUCAGAACACAAGAACUCAAACGAGCAGUCGGUCUGGACGAAAACAACAAGCCCGUCAACUGGUUCCAUGGUUUGAUCACACGGUCAGAAGCGGAACAGACCCUGUCACAACAACCAGAGGGGAGUUUCCUAGUACGUCUGUCGGAGCGCGUGUGGGGGUACGCCAUCUCGUACCGCGCCGCGCGCUGCAAGCACUACCUGGUGGACGCCAGCGAUGGGUACAGGCUGCUUGGCGCUGGACAGAUCGCGCAUGAGACUCUCGCCGACCUCAUCAACUACCACCGGAAGGUGCCCAUCACGGAGAGCGGCGGGGAGCUGCUGGCGGCGCCGUGCGCGCCCAAGCACGUGCCCGUCAUUUAACCGCCAUUUUGUCGCGUUCCUAAUACAGUUAGCAUUUAUUGAGAUAAGCGCACGCGCAAUCAUUUGACAUCAAAUUGCGCGGUUAGUAUAAGCCAUUAAAGUUGGUCGCACACUACCAUAAGGGCCGCAAGCAAACGGAACCCAUACUGUCUGUCUGUCAGCGUAAUAAGUGAAGAGUUAAAAUUUUCACAAAGUGAUUUCUAUUCGCGCUAUAAAAACAAAUAAUUUCUCCCAUAAAUCUUGGCGAUAACUCACAAGUCACAAACUCUUUCUUAGCCGCUUUUUAACAAAAGGACGGUACUAUCCACGGAUAGAAGUUUGUAUAGGGCUCUCUCUGUUACGUUAUUCCAUACAAAUAACAAAGACAAAAAACCCAGGGGGGCGUUAAACUAUUUUGAGUGGCCAACCAAUCUCCUUAAACUCUAUUUAAAACUGUUUUCUGUAAACUCUGUAUAAAAAGAGUGAAAUUCAAUUUGAAAAAAAAAACAGGUGCGUUUGUGAUUGGUUGGUGACUCAAAAUGGUUAUCUCUCACUGAUUUUUGCGUCUAUCAUUUGUAUGGGAUUACGUUACAGAGAGAGCGUUAUACUUACUGACUUCUUUCCGUGGAUAGGAUAUAGCUUCAUAACCUAUUCCGGCUACAUAAACGCGCACAUAGCUUGUAACUCUUGAGAAUCAUCUCGUAGUAAGCGACCGCUUAAGUUGAGUCUACACUAUGCAUAUUAAACGUAACAUUAGUUUUAAAAUGUUACAUAGUAAUUAGAUAACAUUGUAAUAUUAAUGCGUGUAUAAUAUGAGUGUAUUGUAACAAUAUCGAGUAAACUAUUAGUAUUAAAUUUGUGUUUGUAAAUGUAACAUUCGUAAAAUAUUUACAUUUCAGUAUUGAGAAAUGUGUUAUAUUUUAUAAUGUUACAUUAUUAGACAUGUUAUGUAGAAAAGUUAAAUAAUGUGUAACAAAACGUCAGGGUUCACUGUUAAGGCUAAUUCUAAAGAACAAAGUAUGUGAGGGUUAAAAGUAGCGUCAUCCUUUUCACAAUAUUCUUGGCGGAAAAGAAAUAGCCUUAUUUCCACUUGUGUUACUUAAGUUUGAUUUGAAUUGGUGUACAUUAUUUGACAUGUAAUAUAAGGGACCAUUUAAAUAAGCAGUCAAUAUAUCUAUAGUAUUUAGUCAUUAAGUCGUAGUUUGUAAUACAUUAUAAUAUUAUAAUUGAGAUUAUGACAUUAAUCGCUUAAAAUAGUAAUUAGUAUCUUCUGUAGCAGUAUGUAGCCCCAAAACAUAAAAUUAUAAUACGACUUUGAGUAUUUAUAAGCUUUCUUGAAAAGUUAUAAGGAAAUCAAUGAGUACCUACUUAUGAUAUUUUUCUUUAAUGGUGCUAAGUACUUUUCUUUUAAACUUUCCUUUUUGAGAAUAACUAGGACUCAUAUCUUGUUUAUUACUGUGAUUGUGGAUUUUAAGGUUCGCUUGCACUACUACUACCACAGAUAUUUUAUAUAUCUGUCCUUUUCUUAUCAACCUUGGAAUAAACUUGUUAAAAAUGACAGUAGGUAUUAGUUACAAUUGGUGCAAGUGUGAACAUACAAAUUUUGGAUGCGCUUUGCAUAUAUUUAUACUCCCAGACAUAAUACUCCCAGAGUGUGGGGUGAAUUAAAAACUAUGCCAAAGUUUCGCAAUCGGUUUCGCAACAGUGCAACCAGCGUUGUUUCUUCGAGGUAUUAUGCUUAGUGUACGCUUGUCUGCUACUUUUAUAUUAUGCGGACUAGUCAAAACUCUAAUAAAUAAAAACACUCAAAAAAUCACUGUUUAUUUAUUCUUAUUUGAGAAAAAUUAACAUGAACAACGUAUUUUUUUUUCAAAUUAGAAUAAGUAAUCAAGGGUAUCUAGAUUCGUUAGUAACUAAUUUAUCAAUGGAUCAAUAACUUUUACCCGAUAAAUGACUAUGUUAUGUAGCAUCAUUGAAGCUCCGUUGACUAGCGGCAUGUAAGCGUACAGUAAGUCAGUAAACGUAAAAUUAUGAAGGAACGCUUGAUCGAUGACACUUGUGGCUUGACUAUAAUAUUAUGCCAUCUAACGUAUGCGUAGAAUAUUGACGAUUGAUCUUGUGUUUAUUGUUUAGUCAUUAACUGCCAAUUAGUUUAAUUAAAUAUUAUAUUAAAAUCUAAAUUAAA